This is a messenger RNA of Cyphomyrmex costatus, 1321 nucleotides long. RefSeq lists its product as uncharacterized. The record is from RefSeq and is a predicted model, not a curated record. Lineage: Eukaryota; Metazoa; Arthropoda; Insecta; Hymenoptera; Formicidae. The transcript is spliced from 3 exons. Bases 15 to 1265 code for a protein of 416 amino acids.
UUACCAUUACAGCGAUGCAAUACUCAUCUUCGAGAAUAAACUGCGAAGACGUAGCUUCUGUGGAUACUUGUAUUGCUUUACAACCAAUAGGUUCUAAUACAGAACCAUGUAUGCUGAAUAUUAAAGUGUCAAACUAUCAGAGGAUAGCACGCGUCGCUAUUAUUUCUGAAGGUAAUGUCCUAGAAAUCUUCAAACAACUUGGAGAAUAUGAAACAACGAUACAUGCAGAGUUCAUAGAUGAGUAUGAGGAUAAUAUAGUUUUUCUUGGUGAAACUAUGAUACAUCCUCCUACUACAGAAGUUAGUGUUAAGUUUAUUAGAACAAAAAAUAAAGGUCCUCUUAUGUGGAUUUAUGGUAUAAGACUGUUUUUGACAGACUCUACAAAAGAGGCAAAAUCGAGUGCCUUUAAUUAUGAUAUCAUCCAGACUUUUCUCAGUAAUGCUAGCAAUGGUAAAAUGAGUCAAGAAUCUGAGAUGGCAAAGAGGAUAUUUGACGACAAACAAGAAAGUAUGAGAAAAUAUAGAGAAAAACUUUUGGAAACAUUUGCAUCAGGCUCAAAAUAUGAUGAGUAUAUAAAUAAAAUUGGAAGAAGCGAUAAUAAAAAAAGAUUGUCAAAUUGUGGAGAUAAUUAUGAGCAAUUAAAUGCUACUGAAUGUAAAAAUAUAAUUGAAAGAAGAAAUAGUAAAACAGAAUAUUCAAACUGUGAAGAGAAUUAUGAAAGAUCGAAUGCAGAUGUCAAUAACGAUAAUAAGACAGAAUCUAUAAAAGAGACAAAAUCUGGUAUCGUCAAUGAUAAAGAUUUUAUCCAGACAUUUCUUAGUAAUACAUUUCUCGGUAAAAUGAGUCAACCUGAUUUGACAAGAAUGUUUGAAUUUUAUGAUAACCACGAUAAUAAUGAAAUUCUGAAUAACGAGCAGUUUAAUCAAAAAAUGUUGGAAACUCUUCCUUCAGAUUCGGAAUAUUUCGAAUGGAAAAAUAAAAUUGCAAAAAAAGAUACUGGCAAAGAACGUCGAAAUUGCGAGGCCAAUCAUGAACAAUUGGACUCCUUUAAAUGUAAAAACAAAAAUGUAAGAAGAAAUAGCGACAAAGAUUGUACAAGCCAAGAAGAUAAGAAAUCUGAAACAGACAUUAGAAUAUAUAUCGAUAAUAAAUUUCAUGAUAUGGAAAAAAGAUUGAUGGAGAGAAUAGACGAAAUGGAAGCUAGUACCAAUCGGAAACUGAAUGCUAUUUUGGAAAGACUUGAAUCAAGGGUGAAUGUACAGUAAAUGUAUAUUUUAGUUAUUAAUUUUUUUAAGAGUAAUAUAUUCUUUAUUAGAGUAUA